AUGCCUUUGAAAUAUAAUGGAUACACACCAAAACACGACAUUGAUUUCUAUCAUUGGCGUUCUGACACUGCUGAAAAUAAUCCCCAACAACGAAAAGACAUUAAUAUAUAUCUGAAUCACUAUCUUAAACCCAAACUUCCUGAAGGAGUAAUUAUUUUGGAUGUUUCUAGUAAAAGAGAUUUUUUUAGUGUAACUAACAAUCCGCUCUUUCCGUUCAACAUCCGUGGUGGAACCGAUCUUAUAUUGGUCGAGGAAGGUGCUGUUGAGACAGGACUUGUUCAAGCAGGAAUACGUGCAAUUAUUGAAUUGAAAAAGAAUGUGCAAGACAAUCAUGCAAAACAAGUUAUUAUUGAAAUGCUUAUAGCAGAUCUUUGUGUAUCUGAUGAAAUUAAAGUCUUUGGAGUAUUGACAGAUCUGGUAAAUACAUGGAACUUUUACUGGAUAGAAAAGGAAAGAAGAAUUAAAUCAAUGCGUUUGUCGCAUCGUGAGAAAGCGCUUGAUUUAAUUAGCCAGCUAGUGAGCACUACCCAGAAGAAAGAAUCAAAAAAUGUAACUUUCGGAAACAUAAAAGUGUAUCGUGAGAAAGUUAAACAAGCUUUUCCCGUAAAAAACGACUCUGAUAAUGAUAUAGCCAGAAUAGAGGAUCUUUAUGAUGAUAUGAGCACAGAAGAGAUACGAGAAUAUGAAAUGCAAGUAUAUUCUGAUCGUUGUAUUCGUGAGAAGCUCUUGUUCUUUGUUAGAGAAUUUAGUGUGGUUACAAUACAUGAAAGACAAGCCAAAAUAUAUAUUUCCAAAACACUCGAUCUUCAAUCUAAUAACCCUACGGUGCUAAAAGCAUAUGCGUAUCUUGCAAAGCAGGCAAAGGAACAACCUUUCUGUGAACAUCCUGAUAUUAUAAUUAGGUUGUCGAAUGAAAAUUCUCAAUCGGAGCCGCCACAAAGAUAUUCGUUUCGUGCACGCAAGAACAAUUCUAACAGCGCUCCACAAGUAAGAACGGAACCGCCAGGCUCAGGAAACUUUCAGUCUGGCAAUUUCGUCGGGGAAUAUCUGGGUUAUGGCAGGAGUGGAACUACGUUCAGUUGUAAAUACAAUGGGCAAGAUAUAGCCCUAAAACUUACUGAUUUGUCAAAAAAGAAAUUCCUUUUACCCGAACUAUUAAAAGAAAUAGAAAUCUAUCACUUUCUCGCGGAUCUUCAAGGGUUGUUCAUACCAAAAUUGGUAGGCUAUGGGUAUAUGUGGGAUAAGAUGUUUUUCGCUAUUGCAACAACCAUUGUCGGCAAAUCGUUGGAGCACAGCAUAACCAUUAACAGAAUACAGGAACAGAAUGCUUAUAAAGCAUUAAUUGAAAUACACAGACACAACGUUAUCCAUAACGAUAUCCGAAAAGAAAACAUUAUCCUUAGCAAUGACAGGAAGAGCGUUUUUAUUAUUGACUUCGGAUUAGCAACUAUCGAUAAUAAUAAGGUAAAACAACAAAAAGAGAUGGAUCAGUUGCGCUGUUUGUUAAAAGAGAUGGUGGCAUAA
Messenger RNA from Paraglomus brasilianum, 1524 nucleotides. The record is from the annotation of a GenBank genome assembly. NCBI's taxonomy places the organism in Eukaryota, Fungi, Glomeromycota, Glomeromycetes, Paraglomerales, Paraglomeraceae.